AGAUUCCAUUUCUAUCGCAAAUAAACAACAAAGCCUGUACAGAGUUGCUGCGACUUCGAUUAAAGGGCUGUCACUCGAUCGUAAUAACAACCAAAUUUGGAGUUAUCUUCCGUUGCUACCCCCACUGACUUCAGUCUGCCUCUCGAUAUCUACGAGGAAUUCCUCUUCGGUUCGCCCGAAAGCAGGACAAUGCAUCUGAUGGAAGCAAAAUCAAGUCAGCAUGGUCACGAUCUUACGAGACCACCCUCCUUGCCGCAGCUGGGCAGCAGCCCUCCCCAAUCGUGGCUUCACAGCCCCCCAGCACAGAUGCCCUGGAGCACAAAUCAACCCUCGCUUGUCAGAUUUACUGGUCGAGUAAUGUACGGAGACUGCGUUGGAAUGAACCACCCUCGUUUCAGUCCCACACCUACUCCUAUUCCAGGACCUUCACAAGUACACUCACUGGGAAUCAAGAGAAAAUUUGACGAUGACGAGGCUGAGAUGAUGAAUGCAGUUAACAAACUCCACAUUUCGGAAUCCGCUCUGGCAUCUCACAAGGCUGGAUUGCAUGCUUUGAACCACGAGGAAGUGGAAAAUAUGGCCUGCGGACCUCGUCUUGUGCUCAGUGACGAGCUGAAACAAUUGACUGCCCAGGAUUCAAUCCUCCCUAAACCUCUCAUGGACAGAAUGAGGAACAAAAAUUCCAUGGCCUUGGUCUUGUGGCAGCCUCCAAAGCCGCGGCUGCUUCCAAUGCUUGAGCCGGAGGAAGACGGGAACAACAACAACAAUAGCGGCGAGAGCAUAGACCUCAACAUCAUGCCAACGUUCAACGAAGAGCCGCGGCUCUCUAAUUACAUGGACCUACAGGAUGAAGACGUCGAAAUGGAAAUGCUGUGAUUCUCAAGUACGCUCAAGGAGUACUGGGCUGUUCUCAUUAAAAAGUAGAGGAUCUUUUUCAUAACUCGAUAUCUUUGUGUUAGGUCAUGAGAAUUUACUAAAAUGUGACUUCGCGUGAAAGAUGUGGUCAUAUUUCAGUGUGUAAAUGGUAAUGUAAAUUUAAUACGUCUCUCACACAUAAAACUGACGCUAAAAAAUGUACCAAAAUGUCUAAACAAUUAGAUUUGAUGCUGUUAGUUGUUCCUCAUAUUUACAGGUUUUGACCGUUUUGACAGAAAAACUCGCAUUUGGUUGGGUCAAAUUUUUUGCCUAGGUUGGAAAAAUGAGCUAUUUGAUAUCUUCUUGCUACGUCAAAUUGUUGUAAAAUAGAUAAAUGCAUUUGUAAAUUGUAAUGGUACACAAUUUCUCUUAUAUUAAAUAAGCGAGUGCUACACAUGUAAAUGAAA
Cloeon dipterum is the source of this 1322-nucleotide messenger RNA. RefSeq lists its product as uncharacterized. The record is from RefSeq and is a predicted model, not a curated record. The transcript is spliced from 6 exons. Bases 190 to 876 code for a protein of 228 amino acids. NCBI's taxonomy places the organism in Eukaryota, Metazoa, Arthropoda, Insecta, Ephemeroptera, Baetidae.